Messenger RNA from Populus nigra (black poplar), 1538 nucleotides. Its product is annotated as cytosolic Fe-S cluster assembly factor NBP35. The coding region runs from base 538 to 1446 and encodes 302 amino acids. Gene Ontology annotation, molecular function: ATP-dependent FeS chaperone activity; 4 iron, 4 sulfur cluster binding; ATP binding. Gene Ontology annotation, cellular component: cytosol. NCBI's taxonomy places the organism in Eukaryota, Viridiplantae, Streptophyta, Magnoliopsida, Malpighiales, Salicaceae. The transcript has 2 exons. The record is from RefSeq and is a predicted model, not a curated record. Gene Ontology annotation, biological process: iron-sulfur cluster assembly.
CUAAAAAUUGAAGAUUGGUGCAUGUGAUAUUGCUUGCUACACAUAUUGCUUUGAAUUACUUGCAGUAACAGCUUCUUGAAAUUGCCUAGCAUAGGAAAUUGACGCUCUCCUUUGGUUCAAAUUGGCCCAUCUUAAUUUCGAGUUCUACUGUCUUGAAUAACCUUUGCUUUUACUGUACGGAUGUAAUUAGCACUUGAAUUUCGUAGUUUCCAUCUCUGACAUACAUGUACAUAUGUUGGUUGUCGUCCAGGAUAGGUGACAUCGAUGUAGUUGGUUUCUUAGGUGGUGGAACCUCAGUCUUACAGCUGUUAUUGGGCUUCUGAUGUACUUUUGGCGAUAGGUUCGAUGUCAACAGACAUGUUGGUGCCUUUAUAGUGAAUUAAAAUCUUAAUCACUGCUUGGUUGGUGUCUUGGUAGAUCCUAAAAAUUGAAAUCUUAAUCAUUGAAAAGUUGUUUUGUAACUGAACAUUAAGUUGGUAGUGGUUCUUGAAUUCUUUUAUUGAAGGACUUGGAGACUUGGUUGCAAUUGCUGAACGUAUGGCUACUGUGAAGCACAAGAUAUUGGUUUUAUCAGGCAAGGGUGGAGUCGGGAAGAGCACAUUCUCUGCUCAACUGUCAUACGCACUAGCAGCUAUGGACUUCCAGGUUGGGCUCAUGGACAUUGACAUCUGUGGCCCAAGUAUCCCCAAGAUGCUUGGCCUAGAAGGUCAAGAAAUUCACCAAAGCAACCUUGGCUGGUCUCCCGUCUAUGUUGAAUCAAACCUUGGGGUCAUGUCCAUUGGAUUCAUGCUUCCGAACCCAGAUGAAGCUGUCAUAUGGAGGGGGCCCCGCAAAAAUGGGCUUAUCAAGCAAUUUCUGAAGGAUGUUUAUUGGGGGGAGCUUGAUUUUCUUGUGGUUGAUGCCCCGCCUGGGACUUCUGAUGAGCACAUUUCAAUUGUCCAAUACCUUCAGGCUACCGGAAUAGAUGGUGCAAUUAUUGUCACGACUCCACAACAAGUCUCUUUAAUUGAUGUGCGAAAAGAAGUGAGUUUCUGCAAGAAAGUUGGAGUUGAGGUUCUUGGGGUUGUUGAGAACAUGAGUGGCUUGUGCCAGCGAUUGACAGAUUUUAGGUUUGCAAAGUUGACGGAGAAUGGUGAACAAAAUGAUAUUACAGAAAGAGUUUUAGGGUACAUGAGAGAGAAAGCUCCAGAAAUGCUAGACUUGAUUGCCUGCAGUGAAGUAUUUGAUAGCAGCGGUGGUGGUGCAACACAAAUGUGCCAGGAGAUGGGAGUACCUUUUCUUGGGAAGGUACCAUUGGAUCCACAGCUUUGUAAGGCUGCUGAAGAGGGUAGAUCCUGCUUUGCAGAUCAGAAGUGUGGGGUAAGUGCGCCUGUAUUAAAGAGUAUAAUAGAGAAACUACUGGUGAUGAAUCAGUGGCGUGAAGAACUGCAGCAGAUUAGCGAAUAGAGGCUCAUUAAGUUAGAUACUGUAAUGAUGCGUGUGAGACAGAUUUUCUUUUCUUUCACUUGAUUUUUAUUAAUGCAUUUUGUUUUUCUGAA